Messenger RNA from Adineta steineri, 1893 nucleotides. The record is from the annotation of a GenBank genome assembly. NCBI's taxonomy places the organism in Eukaryota, Metazoa, Rotifera, Eurotatoria, Adinetida, Adinetidae.
AUGAAUACAUCUGGCCAACAACAAGCAUCAUCUACAGAUAAUACAACAGCUCCUCUUCCAUUAACUUCUGAUCUUACUGAUAAUAAUAAUUCUGAACGACUUAAACAACAUCAAACUCAACGAUUAACACAACAUGUAAAUGGUUUAACAUCUACAACUACCACAUCAUCAUCAACAACAAGUCCAAAUACAUCAAGUAGUAAUGGAUAUGAAGCAUCAUCAUCCAAUGGUAAUACUUCUCAUAUACGUAAUCGUCUUACAUCAUCAUCAACACAAACAGUUUUAACCGGUUCAUCUUACCCAUCAAAUAAUGGAAAUAUAAAUUCUUCAAGAAUAUUUACAAAUAGUCAAAAGGAAAUUUUAAGACUUAUUGGACAACAUCUACAAAGUAUUGGAUUAAAUAAAACAGUCGAUAUUCUUAUUCAUGAAAGUGGUUGUGUACUUGAACAUGAACAGGCGUCAAAUUUCCGUGAACUUGUUAUGUCAGGAAAAUGGACAGAAGCUCUUGUUGCACUUGAAAAACUUAAACAAUAUAUUGAAGAACGUGAUGGCAUUCAGCAAAUGAAGUAUUUAAUACUUGAACAGAAAUAUUUCGAAUUAAUUGAAGAUAAUCGAGCUAUGGACGCACUUCAAUGUUUAAGAAAUGAAAUUCAAGGUUUAAAAAUACGUAUUGAACGUACACAUGAACUAACAACAUUUCUUAUGUUUAAUUCAAUAAAAGAUAUGUAUAAAGCAUCUAAUUGGAGUGGAAAAGGUUUUGCAUCAAGACAAAAUCUUAUGGAAAAAUUACAAAAAUAUCUUCCACCUGAUAUAAUGUUACCACCAAAAAGACUUGAAUCACUUUUAUCCCAAGCUGUUGAUUUACAACAAGAACGAUGUACAUAUCAUGUUAAACCAGGCAAAUUAACACUUGAUGAUGUUUCAUUACUUAAAGAUCAUGCAUGUACUAAACAAACAUUCCCUUGUGUUACAAUACAAACUUUGACCGAACAUUCAGAUGAAGUAUGGUUUUGUAAAUUUUCACCCGAUGGUACUAAACUUGCUACUGGUUCAAAAGAUGGUUAUUUACACAUAUACGAUGUAGAUAUGCAAACAUAUAAAAUGAAAUUACGAAAACAAUUUGAAGGACAUUCAUUUGGAAUUGGUUGUAUCGCUUGGUGUCCAUUUAGUCGAUAUAUUAUUGCCUGUGGAACAGAUGAAUGUAAUGAAAUAUGGAUUUGGGAUGUUGAACAAGAAGAACAACGAUCACGUAUGAAUCAUUCAUCAGAUGAUAGUUUAACUUGUGCUGCUUGGUUACCAUGUGGACAACGAUUUGUAUGUGGUGGAUCACGUGGACAAUUCUAUUAUUGUGAUAUUGAAGGAAAUGUUAUCGAUAGUUGGGAAGGUGUUCGUUUACAAUGUUUACAUGUCACAAAUGAUGGAGUUAUAUUAGCAGCUGAUACACAAAAACGCAUUAGUUCAUAUAAGUUUGAUAGUUUAACUGAUCAACAAAUAAUUCAUGAAGAUCAUCCAAUUAUGUCAUUCACUGUUAGUAAAGACGGUCGAUUAGCACUUCUUAAUAUUGCUACGCAGGGUGUUCAUAUAUGGGAUUUACAUGAUAAACAAUUAGUUCGUAAAUAUCAAGGUGUAACACAAGGACAUUAUGUAAAUCAUGCAACAUUCGGUGGACCAAAUGAAGAAUUUAUCGCAAGUGGUAGUGAAGAUUCGAAAGUUUAUUUAUGGCAUCGACGACAAGAACGUCCUAUUAUGGUAUUUUCAGGUCAUACACGUACUGUUAAUUGUGUUUCAUGGCAUCCAACAUUACCAUUACUUUUUGCAUCAGCAUCUGAUGAUGCAACUAUUCGAAUUUGGUCGACGCCUGAACAUCAAAUGAAAACAGGUUGGUAUCUUUAG